Oncorhynchus nerka (sockeye salmon) is the source of this 807-nucleotide messenger RNA. Its product is annotated as microtubule-associated protein RP/EB family member 3-like. Gene Ontology annotation, cellular component: microtubule organizing center; microtubule plus-end; cytoplasmic microtubule. The record is from RefSeq and is a predicted model, not a curated record. Gene Ontology annotation, molecular function: microtubule plus-end binding. The annotation marks the transcript as partial. Gene Ontology annotation, biological process: protein localization to microtubule; spindle assembly; regulation of microtubule polymerization or depolymerization. Lineage: Eukaryota; Metazoa; Chordata; Actinopteri; Salmoniformes; Salmonidae. The transcript has 6 exons.
UUUCUGGCUCAGAGAAAUGGCGAUGCCUACUUCAAACAUCCUGGUUCCGCGAGCAUCACAUUGGAACAUGAUGAGGUCCACAACAUGGUUCAGUGGCUGAUGGCGGUGAAUGUAUUCUCCAUCUCUUCGGCUCUGGAGAACCUGAGUCGUCAUGAGAUGCUGUCCUGGGUCAACGACUCUCUACGACUCACCUACACCAAGGUAGAACAACUGUGUUCAGGUGCAGCGUAUUGUCAGUUCAUGGACAUGUUGUUCCCUGGCUGUGUCCUGCUGAAGAAGGUGAAGUUCUCAGCCCGGCUGGAACAUGAGUUCAUCAAAAACUUCAAGGUCCUACAGGCCUCCUUCAAGAGAAUGGGUGUAGACAAGAUCAUCCCAGUAGAGAGGCUGGUGAAGGGGAGGUUUCAGGAUAACUUUGAGUUCAUCCAGUGGUUUAAGAAGUUUUUUGAUGCCAACUACGAUGGGAAGGAGUAUGACCCUGUGGCCACACGCCAGGGGCAGGAGGGCGCCCCCUCACCCAACCCAGGCCCCCAGAGGACGUCUCCCACGGCGACCAAGACAUUCCACGCCCCCCCGAGGCAGAUACAGUCCGCCCCCAUCCGCAGGGCGACGCCCACCAGAGCGUCAGACGCUGAGAUACUAGAACUGAACCAGCAGAUGUUGGACCUGAAACUGACAGUGGAUGGUCUUGAGAAGGAGAGAGAUUUCUACUUCAGUAAGCUGAGAGAUAUCGAGCUGAUCUGUCAGGAGAAUGAGACCAACACCAGCCCAACACUCUCCAAGAUCAUGGAUAUACUGUACGCUACUGAG